GUGUCGGGAGUGUCUCUUAUGUCACAUGUUUUUUCUGUGCACGUGCCCGGAGGGUAUCUGGUGGUACGUCACCUCUAUAAAGUUCCGGGGCGCUCCUGUGUAGAACAGAUCAUCAGUGGUUUUCGUGCCGUGACGAGGUUUAACCUUCAGUCAUCACACCGCGCUACCCGCACACCUCCUGACAAAGACAACACAGAGAGAAGUAUGCUGUACAAGAUGUCUGGCCGCCUGUCCCCGUCCAUAGUGCUGUGUCUCCUGGCCAUGGUGUGUGUUGUGUCGUCCGGCAGGGUGGACACCGAGUUUGAAUGUCUGAUGAAGUGUCUGGGGUGCAGUCAGAUGUUCGAGACUUCCAAGUGGAACGGACUUGCGUGCAAACUGGCGUGUGCAAACACCCCUUACAACUUCAAUGGAAAUGGGAUUGACGCCUUCUGCACUAACUUCGUUGAACCUUGAGGCGGAUCGUCGACGGCCGAUGACAACAUCACAUAUACAAUCGAGCUUUGUUUAAAGUCAAUUUGCUUAAAUAAAUGCGUUUCUCCCCUAGAAAUGGGCUACAAGGUCUUGGUAAAUCGGAAAUGUUAACGUUACUAUCCGUUACACUUAUUGCACGUUUGGGCUGUAGAUGAAGAGAACUCGGUGAGUUCCAGUAAGAGAUGCUGCAAUGUGUUUAGCUUGUUUUAUUAGUUUAAACCAUGAAAUCUAGAAAUAUUAGUUACUGCAUGGCCGUCUCACUAUUAUUGUCAUCCAAACUUAAUCCAUAAUAAACAGUUAAAAAGCUGA
Molecule: messenger RNA, 780 nt
Organism: Branchiostoma floridae (Florida lancelet)
Lineage: Eukaryota; Metazoa; Chordata; Leptocardii; Amphioxiformes; Branchiostomatidae
Exons: 3
Coding region: 19-453 (144 amino acids)
Source: RefSeq, a predicted model, not a curated record